UCCAAAAUGAGACCUCGAGGCAAUGAAAGUCCUGAUAAAGGUGCUGCUGUUCCUAAAUUCGGUGACUGGAAUGAGAAUGACCCUGCACCAGCUGAUGGUUAUACUCACAUUUUCAACAAAGUGAUAGAAGAAAGGAACAGCGGUGGAAGAGUACCAGGCACUGGAUCUGAACAAUCUUCGUAUCCGACUGAUCGAAAACUCACCAAUAACAGCUCUAAGGGUUGCUGCUUUCCAUGGCUCAGCAAAUGAGGCCCAUGAAUAUGUGAAUGUAUAUUGUAUUUUGUGGAGUGUGGAACUUUGCAAAUGCAUGAAGUUUCAUUUAUGAUUUAUUACGUUUUUAUUUGCCCGCACAGGUUAUUUUUAAUUUUA
Messenger RNA from Rubroshorea leprosula, 369 nucleotides. NCBI's taxonomy places the organism in Eukaryota, Viridiplantae, Streptophyta, Magnoliopsida, Malvales, Dipterocarpaceae. The record is from the annotation of a GenBank genome assembly.